UCUGUGGGUAGCCCUUCCCCCGUAUUAAUAGCCUCCCUUAACUAUAAGCUAGCGAUCAAACUGGGACAUGUUCUUAUCAGCGGGACUCCCUUGUCUAAUGUAGAGCUGGUGGUGAUUUUUGUCUUUGCAAGAUGGCAUAUCACAGGCACUCAGGGCCCGGCAGCUACACUGUGGGCACCAUGUCCGAGCGCUUUGACUGCCACUACUGCCGUGACCCACUGCACGGGAAGAAGUAUGUGCAGAAGGAAGGCCGCCAUUGCUGCGUCAAAUGCUUUGAUAAAUUCUGUGCCAACACCUGCAUAGAGUGCCGGAAACCCAUCGGAGCUGAUUCGAAGGAGCUGCACUUCAAGAACCGCUACUGGCACGACACCUGCUUCCGCUGCUUCAAGUGCUCGGCGUCCCUGGUGAACGAGCCCUUCAUGCUGAAGGAGCACAACAAGGUGUGGUGCAACAAGUGUACCACCAUCGAGGGGGCGCCCACCUGCAAGGGCUGCCUGAAGCCCAUUGUGUCAGGUGAUCAGAAUGUGGAAUACAAGAAGACCGUCUGGCACAAGGAGUGCUUUACAUGCAACAACUGCAAGCAGGUGAUUGGCACGGCUAGCUUCUUCCCCAAAGGAGACGAGAUCUACUGUGUCACCUGCCACGAGCAGAAGUUUGCCAAGACCUGUGUCAAGUGCAAGAAUGCCAUCACCUCAGGAGGCGUCUCCUACCAGGAUCAGCCUUACCACGCGGAGUGCUUCGUCUGUGCCACUUGCACCAAGAAGCUGGGUGGGCAGCGCUUCACCGCUGUGGAGGAUCAGUUCUACUGUGUGGAUUGCUACAAGUCCUUUGUUGCCAAGAAGUGCAGCGGAUGCAAGAACCCCAUCACAGGCUUUGGAAAAGGCACCAACGUGGUCAGCCAUGAAGGCCAUUCCUGGCACGAUUACUGCUUCAACUGCAAGAAGUGCUCCAUCCCGUUGGCUAACAAACCGUUCGUCUUCCUCAACGAUCAAGUUUACUGCCCCAAUUGUGCCAAGAAGCUGUAAGGCCGGCAGAGCGGGCCGACGGGGCGCCUGCCCCCUCGCUGCCAAGUCGAUCAUGAACCGUGCGCUUGGAUCCUGGUCUGCUCACAAUUGCUGCCUGGCUGUUUUAGAUACCCACUGCUCACAUGUUCUCUUAAAGAAUGUAGGGCCAUCUCUUCUGCCCACUCCCCUUCGCUGCUGGCAUUAAAUAAAAAUGGCACAGGAACACCUUUUUUUAGAUGCAGAUAAUUUUGCUUCCUUGCAACCCUGGAGAGGCCAAGUAAAGUUGAGAGUAGAGCUUUGCACGUUCAAAAGGUACUCACUGCCACUUCAGCACUAUUGUUGGGAGGGCAGUGUCCCAGCAGGCCAGGGGGCGUCCAAGGAGGCACAGCUGCCUUGGCUUCCCAGCAGCCGCACGGGGUUGCUCCCAUUUUGCCCGAGAGCCACAUUGCCUGCAGGCCAGCUAUUUGUCAGGUAGCGCGCAGAUCUACCUGGUGAAUGGCCAGCCUGCUGGGAGUGUGGCAGCUGAAAGAGGAGCAACCUGAGCUGCCUCCUUUGGCAUCUCACUGGCUCCUUAGGACAAGCGGCUACUGAUGCCUGAAGGACAGUAUGACAGUCCAUCCCACUGCAGUGCUGUCCCCGUGCCCCGCUUCACACCCAUGCCUGAGGUGACCACCUCACUGUGCCUCAUAGAAGGGCUGCCCCCAAGUGUUAGGUGCAAACAUUGCCGAGAGUAGGCCCACUAACUGCUGGGCGUCCAGUGACGUCAAUGGAUUCAUCAUGGCUGCGGUUCUAAUAAACAAAGUCUUGGGAUUGAGCAAAGCCCCCCUUCUGAAUUUUACUGAGCAGACAGCAGAUUUUUUUAAAAAAAGUUUUUUUGAAAGAUGCCACCGACCUCUCUUUCGUUCUGAGUGCGCCUCUCGAUUUGUCUGUGGCUAUGUUGCAUCGCUGCUAGUACGCCCUUGUGGUACCCACCAAACCAGAAUGAUUCUUUUCCAGAGAAGUGCAUGGUUGUUCAAAUACGUCCCUUGAUUUGCAACAUUCCUCACCCCCAGCACGGAUUGCGCCACAGGCUGUUGGAGGCCUUGGAACUCCCUGCUCUUCAGACAGGACUACUUUCUAGCCUUUUUACAGACAUUGGACUCUUAAGUACCCCCUCCCAGAUUCUCUCUGUUUGAGAACCAUUGACUUGUUUUAACAGGCCAGGUUGCUGUUUCAAAAAAAUACCAACUUCUGGCCUCAGGAUGGGAUCAGCAAAGCCCCUAAACGGCCACAUAGGGCAGAUUAACAACAAAACCUACUCCAUUGGGACAGCAGAAGUCAUCUUCUCGGGGUGGAAAGGGAAGGGUCCAGUUGACUCCACUGAUCCCACAGAUUCAGGCUGGUGCGUCUUUGAAGCCUGUGUUCAUAACAAACCAUAUACACACGAUCACACUUAAACUUUUCCCCUUAUUCUAUAAAACAGGGUAGAAGAGCCUUCACUCUGACCUGUUGUGGUGCCUUUCCUUUAGCUGUGGUAGAAGGAAGACCUCCUGCCCAGAAUGCCUGUGCCCUCACUGCCCAUUCUGCAGACACUCACCUUGCUUUUAUUCAUCCGCUCUUUGCCAAGAUGCCAGGUGAGAGAGGCCAAUCUGACAGCUCUCUCCUGCUCCUGCAUAGCAUAGCUGCAACCACAUCAUAACAUAUCACGUUGCCAAGUUCUGUGUAGGAGCAUGCAAAAUUCAUCGGGUCCAGACGGCCAGCAAUUGCUAAUCAGGCCUGACACAGCUCAUGUUAUCACCUUUUAUCUUUUACAGCAUAUCUUACUGCUUGUGCUUUAACUCCACAGUAUUUUAUAGUUUUAUUGUUUUCAUCGACAGCCUCCAUUGACUGUGCUGAUUUUAACCACUUAGAAACUUUUAUAGCUCUGAAUAGCAUAUUUCACUGUUUUAGCCCUAACUUCAUCGAUUUGGUAGCUUUAUAGGUUUUUUUUUGCAGCUUAAAUAGUAGCUUUUUAGCAGUGCAUAGCUUUUACACCACCACCUUCCUACUCAACAGCUACAGUUGUGGGCAUAGUCUGCUUCAAUGCUGUUUUAAUGUAUUUUACUUUAUGGUGAUCAAAGACUGUAAUAAAGAUCGAUUAAUUGGGAUCUAACUUUUAGGGGUGGCCACCAAUGUUCCCUGUAACAGAAAUUCCCAGAUGCUGAUGAGUACAACUCCCAUCACCCCCAGCUGCAAGGGUCUUUCACUGGGGAUUAUGGGAGUUGUAGUCAGUAACAUCUGGGAAUCCCUGUUAGAGGGGAAUCACUGGCUGCCAUUGCUGACUUCAGAAUAAGCCACCUUUAAAUGUACAUUUAGGAAGCUUAACCCUUUAACCACGCUGGUUUGUAAAAGUAGCUUGCCCGAUUACUAGCUUUUAUACAUCUCUGUUGAAAAAUGUGCCUCUUGCAGAAGACAUCAAUCCUGCACAAGACAUUAAUCUGAGAUAUCGGAUGAAUACACAAAAUGUAUGCACGUUGGAUUGGUUGAAACUCGUAUCAUCAAGCUAUUUCCUCUAAUAAAACAGAAGAUUGCUUGUCUA
Molecule: messenger RNA, 3561 nt
Organism: Hemicordylus capensis (graceful crag lizard)
Lineage: Eukaryota; Metazoa; Chordata; Lepidosauria; Squamata; Cordylidae
Gene: FHL1
Product: four and a half LIM domains 1
Exons: 6
Coding region: 132-1025 (297 amino acids)
Biological process (GO): muscle organ development
Molecular function (GO): transmembrane transporter binding
Source: RefSeq, a predicted model, not a curated record